This is a messenger RNA of Cheilinus undulatus (humphead wrasse), 5984 nucleotides long. RefSeq names its product protein-serine O-palmitoleoyltransferase porcupine-like. Gene Ontology annotation, biological process: Wnt protein secretion; protein palmitoylation; canonical Wnt signaling pathway. Gene Ontology annotation, cellular component: membrane; endoplasmic reticulum. The transcript has 15 exons. Lineage: Eukaryota; Metazoa; Chordata; Actinopteri; Labriformes; Labridae. Gene Ontology annotation, molecular function: palmitoleoyltransferase activity; Wnt-protein binding. The record is from RefSeq and is a predicted model, not a curated record. The coding region runs from base 429 to 1817 and encodes 462 amino acids.
CACAGUUCAUCCCUCAGAAAACCUCUUGUACCACAUCUCAGAUCCAGAUGAGAGCCCACUGUCUCCUGUCAGAUUCCAUCUGUACGCUGUACGCCUCCUAUUGGUCAGAAUCCACGGGGAUAGUGUGAGAGAAUUCUGAUUGGCCACUUUGGAUGUCACUCAGCCAAGCCGACGACAACGAUUGGAUGCCGUUCCCGGAAUCGAGCAGCUGAUUGGUUGAUAAUUACCUCGCUUGGCUGCUUAGGUGACAGGCAAGUGGUGCUGAUGCUGUGACAAUGGGAGUCAUCCAGAUAAGCAUCAUCUGGACCGAGUGUGCUUAAAAAACACAGCAGCAGCAGCACACGCUUAACUGGCUGUGAAGAGACGGGAAGGCACCCGGGUAGAAACGCGGGGAGGAACCUCCAGCUGCUGCUCUCAAAGGUCUAGAAAUGGGAGUGUUCAGCAGACAGAAGUUUUUCCAGGAGCUAACUCAUGGCUGCCUGCUGCCUACAGCUCAGCAGGGCCUGGAGCAGGUAUGGCAGCUGCUGGUUAUCUGCCUGCUGUGUCGGCUUCUCUGGAUGCUGGGCCUCCCCUCCUUCGUGAAACACCUGGGCACAGUAGCAGGAGGUUUCUACACUCUCUACCUGUUCUUUGAACUUCACAUGAUCUGGGUGGUUCUCCUCAGCCUUCUCUGCUACCUCUUCCUCUUCCUGUGCCGCCACUCUACCAUCAGAGGCACCUUCCUCUCCAUCACUGUGCUUAUCUACCUGCUGCUGGGAGAAUUGCACAUGAUGGACACCACUAACUGGCACAAGAUGAGAGGUUCUCAGAUGGUGGUUGCCAUGAAAGCCAUCUCUCUUGCCUUUGAUUUGGACCGAGGUGUUGUGACCAGCGUACCGUCACCCAUUGAAUUCAUGGGCUACAUUUACUUUGUUGGCACAGUCAUCUUUGGUCCCUGGAUCAGCUUCAACAGCUACAAAGAAGCUUUAGAAGGACGUAAGCUGAGCUUUGCAUGGCUCCUAAAGGUGUGUGUUAGCUGGGUGAAGAGCCAGGUCUGCCUUGUUAUUUCCAACUGUGUUGCUCCCUACCUCUUCCCUUAUUUCAUACCUGUCUAUGGAGACAAGCUGCUACGAAGCAAAAAGAGGAGGAAGAUCAGAGGCACCCCAGCAAAGUGGUUGCUGGCAUACGAGAACACCAUGUCCUUCCAUUUUAGCAAUUAUUUUGUGGGAUAUUUAAGCGAGACUACAACAACUCUGGCUGGAGCUGGCUUCACGGAGGAGAAAGACAACCUUAAAUGGGAUAUGACUGUAUCCAAGCCACUGAAUAUAGAGUUUCCCCGAUCCAUGGUGGAGGUGGUGACAUCAUGGAAUCAGCCAAUGUCUUCCUUUCUGCACACCUAUGUUUUUAAGAGUGCUCUCAAAUUCGGGAUGUUCUCUGCCAUCAUGGUCACAUAUACAGCCAGCGCCCUUCUGCAUGGUUUAAGUUUUCAUCUGGGUGCAGUGCUAAUAUCUCUCGGGUUUAUCACGUACAUCGAGCAUGUGUUGCGGAAGAGGCUUGCAGUCAUUUUUAAUGCCUGCGUACUCUCAAAGAAAUGUCAGCCAAAUUGCACUCACCGGAACAAAAAGAAGCUAUGGGUGUAUAUGAUUAACAUAGCAUUCAGUGCAUUGGCAAUACUCCACCUGACGUACCUGGGCUCUGUGUUCAACUCUAGUGUGGACUACAUGGAGGAGGAUGAGGAUGAUAUAACCCAUCAUACCAUCCAGAAGUGGUCGGAGCUGAGCUGGACGAGCCACUGGAUCACAUUUGGGUGCUGGAUUUUGUACCGCCUCAUUCUCUAAUCAUAAGAGAAACAGAGAAAGCGAAGGAAGCAAUAACAGGGUUUGUAUGGCUGGUUCUCUCCACUCCUGCACUGUGACUUUAUUCUGCAUCAGACCGAAGAGAACCGAAUCAACCUGUAAUCAACGACAAACCAACAUGCAGUGUUCAGGUUGCGCCGCGUGUUGGCUGGGUGAUCAAUUAUUCUAACCUGCUGGGGACUAGUUUUGAUAUCCAUGAAAUGAUAAACCCACUCCCCCCUCCCCUUCUCCCCCGUAUCGCACCCUUUUUAUCAGAGCCGCAGUUGUCGAGCCCUCAUGUUGUGACAGCAGUUACCGAUGUCUCACUGUGAGUCACAAUCAAUACCUAUCAGCAUGGAGGAGAUUGGCUGCUCCUCUCCUCUCUGUGGACACACGAUAGAGCACAUUAUCUGGGUUUCAGCUUCAACUGCGGCAGAUGUCCUCCAGAUGUGGUUUCCCCCUCAUCUCAAGUGUUUUACAAUCGUAGUUUUAGGUCUGAAGGAUGAGGCUGGCGGUUAUACAUGGUUUUCUUAUCUCUAACUAAUCCCAUGAAAUUGAAAAAUUACAAUGUGGUAUCUGUCUUUCAAAACUCAGAUUUUUCUCCAGCCUGUCACAUGGCUGUUUUAAACUGUUGAAUGAUCUGAAACAGCAGGGUGUUAAAGAUUUGAGCAAACAUUUCUCACACUAUACAUCUGUUAUCAUUUGUUUGGAACUAUUUCAGUCGGGUUUCAACACACAUUUCAUGCUCCUGCAUGUUUAUGCAGCAGCAAAACAGUAGCUGUGUCUUCAUUCAGGGGUUACAUCCUUCCAGGGACAUGGGACAGCCAGGUCGAAAGGGAAUUUCCUGUUUGCAUUACCUGCUCCUGACAGUAUGUCACAUAGCAUGCCCUAGUAUUUUAAAGAUAACUUUCACUUUCAAGGCCCUUUCUUUUUAACAUUAGUAGUGGUAGCUAUUCCUUUGAGUUGAAUCAUCCAUCCAUUCAUAGUCUUUUGCUUACCAGGAGCUGGACCACAGUGGCAGAAAGCUAAGCUAGUGAAUCUAGACAACCUUUCCCCUAGCAACAUUUCCAGCUCCUCCUGAGAGAUUCUGAGAUGUUUCCAUAGUUGAAGAGAUAUAUUAUCCUUCCAGUAAGUUCUGGGUCUACCCUGGGGUCUCAUCAAACUUGGAAGUGCCCAAAAGACCUCAAAAGGGAGAACCUCCUUCUUCAAGCUCCCUCCAGAUGUCCCAUAAUACUGCACUUAAAUGAAUUUCAUAUAAACUGAUGAGAAACUGGCUUGAAUGAAAGUGUAGUAGAGUUCCCAUUCUUUAUCAAUAGUACAACCAAGCUUUUCUAAUAUUUAGUGGAAAGGUGAGACACAUAACUUAAUAAUACAAGCAUGAUUGUCCUUGAGACAACUGUAUUUAUUUAAGUUUCUUGACAAAACCUGAAGUUUUGUUUUCUUUGACAUUUGUAAACAUCAUAACUGACUUUUAUUAACCUUGCCUAGUAGUCAUUUUACAGAGCCAUCCUUAACACCAGAUAGUCUGGCUACACACCGCCGCUCUCAGAUGCCCCUUCUUGCAGACCACAAUCAUGAGACACCAUUUUUGUAAGCAUGGAAAUAAACUCUACAACUUUCUUAAUGACAUUAGAUUAAACUUCCAGUUAGGGUUAAGAUAAGGGUUAGGAUACCAAAAACUUAAUGUCGAAAACCUAAGCAAUGGAAAAAUUGCUUUGCACAGGACAGGUGUCUCGGAGGGCAAGGUAUCCAGCAAACAGUUCAAAGAAAACUUUGGCACACUGUCCAAUUUUCAAAAAGGGGGGCAUUCAUUUGAAACGUUUGGAUACCAGACCUUCAUCAGGCAACCUUGAGCUGCAAAACCUGAUUACAAAAUGUUUAAUAAAGAUGAAUAAACAGUCUGCUAAUAGGAAAAGCUUUUCCUCCAUGAAAACACCUUUAAAGCAGCUAGCAUAGCAAAGGCUAUAACUCAUGUUAGCUACAUAAGCUUCACAGGUACUGUAGCUGAAGACUGUACACCUUUUACAGUUUUGCAACACAUUUUAUUCACGCAAAAAGCUGCAAAGCUAACAUAGCUAAAGCUAAUGUAGUUAUGUUUUCUACAUUGGCUUAUGCUCUGUAACCUAUGAAGCUAAGUUACCUACACAGCUAAGUUACCUAAAUAGCUGAGGUAGGUACAUAAGCAUUAGCUAUGUUUGCUUUAGCUACAUUAUUUAUGUUACCUACAUAGCCAAGUAACAUAAGUAGUGAAGUUACCUACAUAGCUAAAGUAGCUAUGUGAAAAUUAGCAAUGUUUCCUUAGCUAUCUAAGCUACAUUACCUACAUAGCCAAGUGACCCUCAUAGCUGAAGCUAAAGUAGCUAUCUAGUAGCAAGCUGCACUGGCUAAAGCUAACUAAGCUGUAUUGCCUACAUUACGUAUGUAGAUAAGUCACCUACAUAGCAAAGUUAACCAAGCUAUUUUACCUAUUUUACAAACGUAGCUAAUUUAUCUACAUAGCUAUAGCUAUGUUUGCUAAAGCUCAUGUUCCCAAAGCUACAGCUUACAUAGCUACAUUGGCUUACAAAGUAACAUUAACUAUGUAGCUGGCAUAGCUACAUUAGCUUGAGCCAAAGCUAAUGAAACUAAAGAGAGCCGCUGUUCAUGCAACUACUUCAAAAACAGGUGUAUACGAAAUGUAAUCCUGCAUAAGACAUUUUUUUAUGUUUUAUUAAUGAAAUGUUGCUUUGUCUAUAAUGUUUGCAAUGGGGUUAUGUAAUCAAUGUGACUGCCAGACUUUGUUUAUGAAUGAAGUUGAAUUUAAAAAAAAUCUAAAACAGGAAAUAUGUUGUACCAAUAAAUAAUGCCAUUUCCGUCAUAACAGAGGCAACUGCUCACAGGAGUGGUCUGCAUGAGGUGGGGUUUUAGAACAGUGGUUUGCAGCCAGACCCCUCUUGUCCUUGAACAUAUCACAAUAUUAUCAUACGUAACCACAAAUUUUAACACUGUAUUUGAUGUUUGACUAGCAGGAUUAACUUACAUUUAAAACUAUAUUAAUUCGCCAUCCAGCUUGUUUUAAUUGCCAUACCAUGAAUACUGCCAUAAAGGAGGCACAUGCAUCCCGUAUUGACUGGGGAGGAGGACUUGUUUAAGGGAGCCUUUGAAACAGGGCAUCCUUCAAUGCACGGCUGUAACAUAAUCAGUCUCCAGAAAGGCUCUCCAAAGAAUCGAGCCCCUAAAUUGAGACACAGCUAUGCAUGGGAUUGACUCAAACAAAACAGUUCACAUUUUUAUUUAACAGGGACUAUUUUAUCCAACAGCAUAAUGUGGCUAUUUUAUACAUCUUAAACUUAAGGAUGACUUUGACAGAAUAAAAAGCCAAAUCAGGCUUCAAAUGUGCUUGUUUUAUGUAUUUCCAUGGGAUUUGUUGAAAUAUAAAGAAUAGCAUCAGACAUUUUUUAAAAGAAGUCUUCUUCAGCAUGUUUAAGAUCAAAAAGAGAGUUUACGUUUGAAUAAUAGGAGCACAGAAUAUGGUUAUAAGGCAUCAAUUAUUAUGUCACUGAUAAUAAUUUUCCCUUUUUGUGAAUUUUAGAGAAAGAAAAUGAACGGCUUAGUGUAUGGAUUAAUUUUUGUGGUGAAUUUCCUAUUGGUGUUUUGUGUUAUUUUGAUAAUUCCCUUUAAAUUCUUUGCAUUAACAUAGAAAAGGUCUUAAAAGUAUUUGUGAACAUUUUAAGCAUUAUUUCACUCUUCAGUAUUCAAACGUUGAUAAUCAGGGUAUUUCACGUUAUCGUAAGGGAAAAUGUUUAAAUCUUUCUUCCAUUAGAUGAAAUUUUAAAGUAUAUGAAAUAUUUAUCCAGAUUUUAUUACACUGCUGCUUUUAUCGAUGCAUUUCUGUGAUUGAGGAAAUAAUGGAGAGCGUCUGUAUCAGAUUGUGUUCACAUUUCUUCAACUUCUUCUUAAAUCUAGAAGGAUUUGCUUCACGAGUAAGACGUAGUGUUUUAGAUUAGAGCCUGAAUGUUCGUUCAUGCCUGAGAACAAGUGCUCAUUCUCUGCAGACCUACUGUAACACCACACAACCCAACAAGUCCAGUAUUUUAGAUAUUGUUCUGAUAUUUACUUUAAGACGACUUUUCUCCCUGUAAAUGUGAAGGCACUGACACACCUGUGAUAUUUUUAUAAAAUUUUACAUGA